UCAAAUUUCUGCCGUGCGUUUUAAGGAAAUUAGCUAGCAAUGAACGGUAAUGAAGAAGAAAAACGAAUAUUUACCACUAAAAUUCGAACCGGCAAGUGAAAUGAGAAUUUCUAGACAUAUAUUCCUGAAAUAUCAUUUCGACAUUAAAAUCCAAAAGGGACUAAUUUGUCAUUAACCAUGUUUCAAUUCUUGCUUUCAAAAACAGAAUAUUUAAUUUGCAAUAUAGAAUUGAGUAAUUAUGCCGCCCGAAGUGCCAUGUUCAUUUUGGAAGGGUAAAUAGUGUGAUUUCUUUGUCCAUCCAGAUAUCAAUACGCGGGCAUCAGCUCUUCGCUUAAAAGAAAUAUUCUCCGGAAAUGUGAUUUUAUCCGAGCUUUGAUGUCAAAAAGCUUUCAUUAACUUGAAUAUAUAGAGGAAAUAAAUCUCGCAAAAGCUGUCUCAAAAAAAAUCAAACAACUGAACGAAGAAAGAGAAUUGAAUCGCUGACUACCUCCGCGCGCGAAUUAUUUUCAGUAUGCCGAUCAAAGCAGACGGCGGGUUAAGAAAUUAAACCAUGCGGAAUUCGUGUUCGCACUGGUUUUUCAUUCAGUUGAUUUAGAUUUCGUAACAAGGCCCUUCUAAAUAAACUCAUUUCUAUUUGUUUACAUUUCGGUGGCUAGAAAAUAGCCUUUCAGCGAUGUGCAAGAAUUAAUUAUAUCCUUCAGUUUAAAUCAAGCUUUGACAAUGCGUGGUUUCUUCAAAAUUUGCGAGCUCUUCUUAAGGUUUUAGCGGCCACAGGUUCCCCAGCUUCAAGAUUUGAGACGAAGGAUGUCGUUUAAAGCUGAGCAGCGGUUUAAAAUUGAGGAUAAACUCACCGAAGAGCAGAUUGAAGAAUACCGAGAUGCUUUCAAGUUUUUUGACAAAGACGGCAACGGGUAUAUUACCACCCGGGAGUUAGGAGCUAUAAUGAGAUCCCUGGGGCAAAACCCCACGGAAAACGAGCUGCAAGACAUGGUCAACGAGGUGGAUUAUGACGGUAACGGCGUAGUGGAUUUUGGUGAAUUUGUAAACAUGAUGAUCAAUCAAAAUAACAACACGCUUGAUGAAAAAGAACUGCUGGAAGCAUUCAGAACUUUUGAUGGUGACGACAAAGGUUACAUAUUCUCUAACGAGAUUCGUUACGUGAUGCGGCACAUGGGAGAAAGUAUUCCAGAACAAGACAUCAACGAGAUAUUACAGGAUCAAGAAGAAAGUCGAAAACGAAAGAUCACAUUUGAAGAAUUUAUUAAACUGGUGAAGCCGGAGGUAUAAUCUUCACGUUGAUUCAUUUCGUCCACAACAUCAAUCACUCUCGGUUCAUGGCGGAAGUGACUCAAAUGAAGUAUUUCGCAUUUGGAAAGUUCCUUUGUUCACUCAUUCCUACAUUUUUGCUACAAAACCAGUUAACGGUGUUUAUUAUUGUUGCUGAAGUUGAAAAUAAUUGGUUCUUUUUAUCAGGAUCAAUGGUUUAUUUUAUUCAGAAAGCAAUACCCAGAGCCUGAAGGAAGAGUUUUAAAAUAAAGAUCAUCACAGAAACUAUCAUGUAAAUAAUAGUGAUACAAAUAGUUAUCAGUUAUAACUUCGAAAAGUCAAAAAGCAAAACGAUUUUUUUAUAUAUCAAUGGCAACCUAAAACUAAUGGGCUGAAAAGGCACCUGCUGAUAUAGUCUAUUUAUGUUACAAAAUACUACACCAGUACCCUAGAGGUAUAUACGAAAUGUCAUGUUAAGUGUUAAGUCACCACAAGGUUUAGUUUGCAGAUAUGAUCUCAAUUUGAAAAAGGAAAGGCUGAAUUUGAAAAAUCUUCCCUUGGUAUAAUAGCACAGUGGCUAAAAACCAAUUUACUUCUAGUGAUACUGUGGUUGCUGAGAGUUUUUCUUGUACAAUCACAUCCAUAAUGUCUCCCACCUUUCAAGAAAAAUAAAGAUCUAAAAAAAUACUUCCUGUGUGU
This is a messenger RNA of Orbicella faveolata, 1965 nucleotides long. Its product is annotated as neo-calmodulin-like. Gene Ontology annotation, molecular function: calcium ion binding. NCBI's taxonomy places the organism in Eukaryota, Metazoa, Cnidaria, Anthozoa, Scleractinia, Merulinidae. The record is from RefSeq and is a predicted model, not a curated record. Gene Ontology annotation, cellular component: myosin II complex.